Molecule: messenger RNA, 367 nt
Organism: Staurois parvus
Lineage: Eukaryota; Metazoa; Chordata; Amphibia; Anura; Ranidae
Source: the annotation of a GenBank genome assembly
UGCUGUGUACUGUGGGAGACCAGAUAUAGUGAAUGCAGGGUCCAGGGAGAGUGGAUAUAGUGAAUGCAGGGUCGGGGAGACCAGAUACAGUGAAUGCAGGGUCCGGGGAGACCAGAUACAGUGAAUGCAGGGUCCGGGGAGAGCGGAUAUAGUGAGUGCAGGGUCCGGGGAGAGCGGAUAUAGUGAAUGCAGGGGUCCGGGGAGAGCGGAUAUAGUGAAUGCGGGGUCCAGGGAGAGCGGAUAUAGUGAAUGCAGGGUCCGGGGAGAGUGGAUAUAGUGAAUGCAGGGUCCGGGGAGACCAGAUACAGUGAAUGCAGGGUCCGGGGAGACCAGAUACAGUGAAUGCAGGGUCCGGGGAGAGCGGAUA